AUGAUGACUACAAUAGUUAUGGAAUCAACUACUGAAAAAGUGUGCGAAGCCAGUUCGGACGCGUGUCCCAAAUUGGAAACUAUGUUUGAUGCCACACCACAGAUUGUCGAAAUAGAUGGUUGUCAAGACAUAACUUGCCCGGGAAAUGCAGUACCAUAUUUGGUAGCCACGUUCCCUGCAAGUGAAAUCGAACCGUUCUACCCAAUGGAUGUUGUUAACCCAUUUAACGUCAUACCUCCAUCUACAAUAUCUGGAAGUGUAAUUGACUAUUAUGGUAAAAUUUGUGAUGGUGGUGUGUGGAAGUUUACAAAAUAUCCGGAUGGCAUCCAUGUAAACGAUUCGGACACGAUUAUGGGUGAAGAUGGUUCGUUGACUGGGAAGAAGUCGACUUUGCUAGUGGUCACAUGGUAUGGUUUUUGUUAG
This is a messenger RNA of Caenorhabditis elegans, 423 nucleotides long. It is a transcript of the gene F16G10.7, whose product is annotated as VWFD domain-containing protein. The record is from RefSeq and is marked reviewed. The transcript has 4 exons. Lineage: Eukaryota; Metazoa; Nematoda; Chromadorea; Rhabditida; Rhabditidae. Bases 1 to 423 code for a protein of 140 amino acids.